AUGCCUUUGUCUCAAGUCCUACAAUAUCUUUUGAAGGCUAAGCUGGUCACACUGAAAGAUCCUCCGAAGUUUGUCAACACUGCAAGUCCAAAUUAUGAUCCCAAGGCUACAUGUGCUUAUCAUUCCAACGCUACUGGGCACAAUGCAGAUAAUUGUUGGGCACUGAGAAACCAAGUUCAAGAUAUGAUAGAAGCUGGCGAGAUCGAGUUCGAUGCUCCCGAGACUCCUAAUGUCAUCACUACUCCGAUGCCAAAACACGACAAGACUGUUAACGCUAUCAUGGACAUUGUUUAUAUCCAUGAUGUGAGAGAUUUGUCGACUCCGCUUCUUAAAAUCAAGAGGCAACUGAUACAAGCUGGUUUAUUUCCUGGUUGUGAUCCUGAUUGCUAUUAUUGCGCACGCCUACCCAAUGGUUUCUCUCAUGGCUUGAAGUUCGAAGAUGUGUCCGUAAUUUCCAAAGCUCCGCUAAAAAUCCCUACUAAGGCUCCUUUCAAGAUUUUUGCUGAACCUCGUGUGGCUCCGAUUGUUAUUACUAAACCUGGUCCGAUACCAUACUCUUCUGACAAAGCUAUCCCUUGGAAUUAUGGUGCUGAGGUCUAUGUCCAAGGAACUAAGCAAGAACUCGAAUCUGAUAAAGUUCUUGAAGAUACCAAUCCUGGUGUGGAUAAUAUUGCUGGGACUAGUAAAGUAACAAGAAGUGGAAGGGUGUUUUCUCCAGAGAUUUCUCCGAACACUGCUCCGCCUACUAUUAUUGUUACCCAAAUGCUGAUGCUCGUGAUCUCUAUGCUGUCACUUCUGAGUUGUUCCAAAACUCACGCCAAAGCCAUGAUGAAGUUUCUAGAAGCUGCCCAUGUGCCUCAAGAUAUCUCUGUCAAUCAACUUGAGAAUUGCAUUGCAAACCUGACAACAGAGAACUACCUUGGGUUUUCUGAUGCUGAUCUGAGUCCUAGUGGAAAGAACCAUAACAAAGCGCUACACAUCUCCAUUGAAUGUGGGGGCACUACUCUGGCCCAUGUUCUAGUGGAUAAUGGUUCAUCUCUAAAUGUGAUGCCCACGCUGGUAUUGGACAAACUCCGACCUGAAGGAGCUACGUUGAAAUCUAGUGAUGUGAUUGUCAAAGCUUUUGAUGGAUCAAUGAGUGCUGUACAUGGUGAAAUUGAGCUCUCGAUCAGGAAACUUAAAUACCCUGCAAAAGGCAAGAUUGUUACUGUCCAUGGCGAAGAAGAGUAUGUGGUAAGUUUCGUGGAUGAAACCAAGUAUGUUGAGCUCACCAUAGAAGGUUUUGAGACUCCCCGUCAAGCAUUCGAGUUGGUCCCUCAAGUAAUCUCUGAGACUAAACAUGUCUACACUCCUCCUAAAUCCAACAAAUGGGGUCUAGGCUGCACUUCUAAAGAUCAGAGUGAAGGAAAACAUCCUCGUCCCAAAGGUUUGAAGUAUCAUUUCAUCAGCAAAGGAGUCAACGCCAUUAGUGAAGAUGAAUACAACUGCAACCUGGACAAAUGGGUCUUCCCUACAUCAGACAAAGGACUGGACAACUGGGAGACUCAAGACAUUGUUUCCAUCUCCUAUAAUCAGGAGUAA
Messenger RNA from Vicia villosa (hairy vetch), 1581 nucleotides. RefSeq lists its product as uncharacterized. The record is from RefSeq and is a predicted model, not a curated record. The transcript is spliced from 5 exons. Bases 1 to 1581 code for a protein of 526 amino acids. Lineage: Eukaryota; Viridiplantae; Streptophyta; Magnoliopsida; Fabales; Fabaceae.